Cuscuta europaea is the source of this 905-nucleotide messenger RNA. Lineage: Eukaryota; Viridiplantae; Streptophyta; Magnoliopsida; Solanales; Convolvulaceae. The record is from the annotation of a GenBank genome assembly.
GCCCGUUAAGAAUGCACAGCAAACUGUACACUCAAAAACUGUUCACUCUAUUGGUCUAAAGCAAAAUGUUCUUCAAUCUUACUCCGUAUUACAUUCAUUUUUACAGUUGACUCUUGAAGAAGAUACUCAUGCAACUUGCAAGUAUACAUGCGCUAAUUUGGAGGUCACAAUCUUGAAAAAAGAAUGGCGACGGGAAUGGUAAUGCAUACGGGGGGAUGCCAUUGCAAGAGGGUGAGAUGGCGAGUGAGGGCACCAGCUAGGGUUGUUGCUUGGGCAUGCAAUUGUUCCGACUGCUCCAUGAGAGGAAACACCCACUUCAUUGUUCCAUCUCAAGAGUUUGAGCUUCUUGGAGAUUCCCAGCGGUUCCUUACCACCUAUACUUAUGGUACUCAUACUGCAAAACAUAUUUUCUGCAAAGUUUGUGGAAUUACUUCCUUCUACAUUCCACGGACGAAUCCGGACGGAAUAGCCAUUACAUUCAGGUGUGUGGAUCACGGCACUCUAUCCCAUGUUGAGAUCAAACAGUUUGAUGGAACCGACUGGGAGAAGUCUUACAAAGAGAGCAACAUUGCAUCACUCUCCAAAAUCAAAAGUGAAGAUUCAUAAGGAUGGAAAAGUGAAGCAUCCCCGGCAGCCAAUGUUUGAAGAAGAAGAAGAAGAAUAAAGCAGGCUGGCAUUUGUAAGCGAGCCAUUAUUGUGUACAAGUAUACAAAAUUGGGACAUUGUUGUAACUGAUAUGACUUUUGAUAUGUAAUUGCCAAUGACUACAUUGUUUGUAUGUCACUUUGUCAAUUUACCUCCCUUUGGAAUAUAUAUGUUUCAUAAUGACCAGAGAAUGCAUCCAGGGUUUUGUAUUCUGGUGGAAGGGGACAAGUUAUUUUUCAAGUUUUGUAGAGACAGACUUC